AUGAAAUUCUCUUAUUUUUUAUUCACCUUAUUUUUUUUUCUUCUUUCAUUUAACAUAACUACCAUUGAAUGUUCUGAAGGCCAACUUACUAAUCAAAUUGGACAAAGUCUUACAAACCCACAUCCAAUUUUUAAAAGAUCAUUAAGAAAAUUUCGUAGAUCUUUUCGUAAAAGAAUAGGUAAAGCUACUCGUAAAGUUCUUCGUCAAAUUACAAUAAAUUAUUAUACUUCAAAUAAAAAAAUAAAUUUUGAUUAUAAAAUUCUAUUUAAGAAAAUAUUUAACAAGCAAUUUUUUAACUGUGAAAUGUUAGCUAUCUAA
This is a messenger RNA of Strongyloides ratti, 318 nucleotides long. RefSeq lists its product as hypothetical. The coding region runs from base 1 to 318 and encodes 105 amino acids. Lineage: Eukaryota; Metazoa; Nematoda; Chromadorea; Rhabditida; Strongyloididae. The record is from RefSeq and is a predicted model, not a curated record. The transcript is spliced from 3 exons.